Pyricularia pennisetigena is the source of this 672-nucleotide messenger RNA. RefSeq lists its product as uncharacterized. Lineage: Eukaryota; Fungi; Ascomycota; Sordariomycetes; Magnaporthales; Pyriculariaceae. The coding region runs from base 1 to 672 and encodes 223 amino acids. The record is from RefSeq and is a predicted model, not a curated record. The transcript has 3 exons.
AUGUCCAGCAACAACACUCACUUGGCCGGGGCAGCAGGCCAGCCACCCCACCACUACUCGCCCACCUCCUCGUCGACCGCCGUCGAUUCUGGCUACCACUCACUAUCAACGCCCGGAAACAACGGUGGCGGCGGCGGCAACAGCACCAGCGGUACCGCUUCCUCCGGCAGCGGCCCCUUCAAGCGCACGCCCCGUCAGCAGAGACCGCCGUCGCCGCGGCCUCAAAUGUACGGCGUGGCCCCUUCAGCCGGCGUCUUUACGCGUGAGAUGCGGGACCGACAAUCCCGCGGCAAGGACCCCUACGGCUCAGACGAGGACGGCAGCGGCAACGGCGGCCACCCCGAGUUCACUUCUGGCUCGUCUGGCAUGCUUGGUCAGUCUGGAUCGAGGAUAGGAUCCGACCAAGGGGAGCCUCGUGAGGUCCUGGAAAAGCGCAUGCGCGCAAGGAUCUUCCUCGAAGAUCCGGAACUGUUGAUGAUCAGAUCACUCGAUACAGGCGAGAGCACCACAGCAGCGCGUUUGCAUUUCAUGAGCCAGCUCUGUGGUUUGGAUCCAGAAUCCAAAUACUCCAGAGCUGCCAAUAACUCAAGAUCCAUAUACCAAGCUCACAGCGGUGGAAGCGUACGAUCCGGUCCGGGUGCUUCUGGGAGAUCAAAUUGGGGCUACAAGUAA